Lymnaea stagnalis (great pond snail) is the source of this 368-nucleotide messenger RNA. The record is from the annotation of a GenBank genome assembly. NCBI's taxonomy places the organism in Eukaryota, Metazoa, Mollusca, Gastropoda, Lymnaeidae.
GCGUCGACAAGCCCACCGAUAAAGCCAGCUUUGACUUUAUUGCGAGAGAUGCGUCCGUGUCCAAUUCCAGUAGGUCAUCCAAGGACCCGAUGUCAUCCUCCGGUCGCCCCAUAUUAAAAAACAAAGAACGAAGUCCUCACGGCUCCUUGCCCAGCAACAACAGCAACUCUGAGCUGUACAGCAGCCAGCCCGGAACCGAUGACACCAGCAAUACCUCCGCCGUCGCUAGGCAAAUGAAGGCGUUGGUAGAGACGCUCAAGCGGCACAAUCCGGUAGCCGGGUCAUUCACUAAGGUCAAGUGGCACCCGGAUACGGUCUUCAUAUAUAAGGAAUCAGAGGAAGCGGUUACACGGGAAACGGAAGUGUGA